AAGCACCUUACUAGUGGUAUCUAACCAUAGAGUUCAGGACUUAUUUAUAUUGCAAACGAAUGCUAUGAUUUUAUUUCUAAGACAUCAAUUUAAGGAUUCUCUACGUUAUGUUCAUAAUUACUUUGCAAAAAGAUUGUCAUACUGUAGCCAAGAAGAGCGUCUGUUUCCAAAUAUAUACAAAAAGGAGAGACGCCCGGUAAAAGAUGCCUUAGAUGAACGAACGAGGUCAGAGAUUUCAAGUGUUUUGAAAAAAGAUCCCAUUGACAUUAUUAAAACCAUAGAAAGAUCGGGUCUUAGAGGAAAAAGCUCAGGAAUACCUACUUUUCAGAAAUUGUUAGAAGUAAGAGAUGAACUAGCCAAAGGCAGCAGUAGCGAAAAAAAACGGAAGACAAGCGUUGUUGUCAUCAAUGCAGCUGAAAACGAACCUGGUACUUUUAAAGAUAGGAUGCUACUUCUUUACGAACCAUUGAAGAUUAUUGAAGGAGCAUUAAUUGCUUCUCAUGCCAUAGACUCGACCCUUUGCUACGUAUAUACUCGAAAAGAUUACUACGAAGAAAUGGUUAACUUACAGAAAGCAGUUGUACAAUCUUACGGAAGCAAAAUUUUAGGAAGAAAUAUUCUUGGAACCAAUACAAAACUGGAUAUUCUUGUUCACCCGGGUGCAGGUACUUAUAUCACCGGAGAAGAUUCUGCUUUAUUAGAAUCGCUUGAAGGACAUUUUCCUAUCGCAAUGCAAUUACCUCAACCCAUAAGCACAAAAGGUUUAUUUGGAUUACCAACGCUUAUGCUAAAUGUGGAGACAGCGGCUAAUCUAUCUAAAAUUCUGAAAAGAGAAUCAUUAAAUAAGGAAAUUGUCAACAGUCAUGAAACCAGAUUGUUUUGCAUCUCUGGAGAUGUGAAUAAUCCAGGUAUAACGGAAGAAAUAUUAUCUAUUCGCCUGAAAGAACUCAUUGAAAGACACGCAGGAGGCGUAAAAGGGGGAUGGGACUCAUUAGCUGGCGUGUAUGCUGGAGGCCCAGCUUCAGGGAUUUUAAAUAAGGAGCAAUGUCAACAAGCAACUAUGGACUACCAGACUUUGGAAGAACUUGGCUGUAGUCUUGGAAAUGGAUCACUUAUUGUGCUGAAUAAUCAAGAUCACGUCGUUGAUAGCCUCCUCAAUUUUUAUAAAUUCUACUCCAGUGAUACUUGUCAUAUUUGUCCUGUUUGCCGUCCAGGAAUUGAAGAUAUUGAGGAUGUACUGACUGAUUUACAACACGGAACUGCAGAUUUCAGUGAAAUACAGAAUAUACUUUCACGUUUUCAACAACCUACACAGGAAGGUAUAAUUUGCGGUUUCGCUAAUAAAUUUCGGCGCCCAUUCGAAACAUAUGUAAAUAACUUCCAACACGACCUCAUUCGACGAACUCGAUCAUAGCCAUUUUUUUGGUAAUUCUGUUUCAAAACAAUUUAAUAGUUUUUUUAAUAUAUAUCUUUUACUCAGUUCCA
Messenger RNA from Schizosaccharomyces cryophilus OY26, 1485 nucleotides. Its product is annotated as iron sulfur cluster assembly protein. The record is from RefSeq and is a predicted model, not a curated record. The coding region runs from base 65 to 1414 and encodes 449 amino acids. Gene Ontology annotation, molecular function: 4 iron, 4 sulfur cluster binding. NCBI's taxonomy places the organism in Eukaryota, Fungi, Ascomycota, Schizosaccharomycetes, Schizosaccharomycetales, Schizosaccharomycetaceae. The transcript is spliced from 2 exons.